Molecule: messenger RNA, 1284 nt
Organism: Trichomonas vaginalis G3
Lineage: Eukaryota; Parabasalia; Trichomonadida; Trichomonadidae
Exons: 1
Coding region: 1-1284 (427 amino acids)
Source: RefSeq, a predicted model, not a curated record
AUGUUUUUUGCUUUAGUUCUCAGUGCAUUUUCAGCAUAUUGCAAUGAAAGUUCAUUGCAAGAAGGAUAUGUAUGCUGUGAGGAUAGUCCUUGCGAGGGUCACUGCAUAGAAUAUAACGGAACCAAUAAUAAAAUCGUCGGAAAAUGCGUAGGCGACACACCUUAUCAAUUGUGUUAUAAAGGAAAGAUUUUCCCAGUUACUAUGAUCAUGUUUUGCGUCCCUACAAUUGUAUUUUGGAUUUUUGCUUGCAUUACAGACACAAAUGUUCCUUUAUGCACAUGGAUAUCCAACAUUGGCAUAAACAUAUGCAUUGCUGCUAUUGUUCAAUCAAGUAUAUGCUUAGUUAUGGUUCCAGUAGCUGCAGCUGCAAUUGCUUUUCUAUCUUUAGGAUCAUCACUAUUCAUAGCAUUUUAUAUCCUUGUAAGAGUAUCUCCUUGUGCAGGUGGUCCAGAAUGCUGUACUAAUUCCAUGUCUAACCUGACAAAAGAAAGUCAUGCAAUGAAUCGUGCAAGAAGCAAUAAUAACUGUUGCGAGUGCUGUUCAUGUUGCUCAUACUGCAAAUCUGGGACUUAUGAUCCAAUUCAGGCAGAAGAAGAAGUUUGUUGUGGUCUCACAGAAGAAAAGAUAGAAAACACGUAUGACUGUGUCAGAUUCCUUAGAGAUGUUCGUGCACCUCGUGUAUCCAGAGAAGAGCUCCAAUCUAUUAUGGAAGAAAACGCUUCUAUCCCAGCAACUCCAAAAGCGAUAGGUAUCGCCUUCCACAAGAAGGAUGAUGGAUACAGCAUUGAUAAAAGAGAAUUUGAACCAAUAAACUAUUCGACAUGGCAAGAAAACGGAAAUCUUGAUCAAAUUCAAAACCAAAAAGUAAUUUACUGCUGUUAUCCACGUUACGUUUAUAAUGAAAACAUGAGAUUAGAGAUAGAGCGUGCCUUGACUGCUGCUGCAAACAAAGUUAAAGAAGCUUCUCAGUAUUAUAGUUCUUAUGACGUGUUUGAAGUUAGUGGUAUGACCAGACGUGCAUAUUAUGGUGAUUCGGCUACUUUCAAUACAUUUCCUAAGACACUAUACCGAAUUUUAUACGAAAUUCUUUUAUUGAUCGGAUAUAAUGGAAUUUCUGACUUUUUCUGGAAUAGAAACACUCAAAGAAUUAUCUUUGAAUCCGUAAAGGAGGUCUCAAUGGAUGGAUCUCUUCGUGCUAGAUUUGGAGAACGAGAUCAAACUUGCACUGAAAAUAUUAAUGAAGAAGCAGCUAAAGGAGAUACACUUAUUGAUACUUUAGUGUAA